Molecule: messenger RNA, 5160 nt
Organism: Saprolegnia parasitica CBS 223.65
Lineage: Eukaryota; Oomycota; Saprolegniomycetes; Saprolegniales; Saprolegniaceae
Exons: 3
Coding region: 1-5160 (1719 amino acids)
Source: RefSeq, a predicted model, not a curated record
AUGCACCAGCUCGUAGCCAUCGCGCCGCACGAUGCAGCGCGUACCGAAGCGGGCGCGCCACACGAGGCGCGGUGGUACGACGCAGUAGGUCUUUUCUACGUGGGCUGCUCGGUCGCGCUGAGCUUUGCGAGCGUGCUCCUCGCCGAGCCGUACCUCCAGAGCGAUUCGUUCUGGCCCGAGUUUGAGCCAAAAAACGUCUCGACCGUGCUCGCGGCUGUGUACAACCUUCAGCUCACGCUCACGAACGCCUCCAGCAGCAUCGAGCUCACGGACGCAGCGCUAGCACUCUCGCCUCUCGACCUACUCGGCAUCAACCCCGCGUACCCGCGGCGCAUCAUGUACGAAGAGCUCACGGACAUCAGCGACGCUAUUGUCGGUUUGCGGCGCCUUUCGGCCGCCAAUGUCGCGUAUUUAAGCACCCAGUAUUGUUGGGCCGACGUCGAUCGGCGCUGGGAAAUGGCGCACACCGUGCGGCGCCAGGAGCGCUGUGCCGCGGUCUCGACAACCAACGGCGCAGUCCACCUCGAGACGGUCUUACGCAACAUUGAUAUGCGCGCUUGGCUGGCGCUCGCCUCGACGAGCUUUGAGCUGUACAUCGCCAACGGCAUUGCCGCGCUUCCUGGCGGCGCCGACUGGGUCGAUGCUGUGCGUAGCCACGUGCUGACCUCGAUUCCAGACGAAGUCACGUUUUGGCAUGCGCACAAUCUCUCCCAUUUUACGCUCCAGUGGUCGAACCGCAACCAGAUCGGGAUCCAAGAGACACUGAGCAUCGGGAGGUCUGUCUUUGGCUCGGUCAGUACACUCGCCAUCAAGUCGAUGCCUGCCAGUGUCCGCAACGCGCUCGUGACCUCCAACUACAUGAACAUGGCGCUUCAGUACGACUUUAACGCGCUCGAGAGCACGAAUCUGAGCCUGGUUCGGGGUGCGCCGGCCUUUUUCGGGACCAAUAACGUCUCGCUCAUCGAGGCGUUUGCCGUCGGCCUCCCGCUGAGUCGUCUCUACGACGUCGUGCACCGUUCGAUCGGAUCCCUCGGGACCAUCGAUCUACACUGGGUGCCUGCCCCAGCUGCGUUGCGCCACAGCAUCCAACGCUUUCGCGCCCACGUCCUCAAGAGCGUCCAGGCCGACGCUGCGCUCGCAACGAUCUUCACCAGCAUCGACACGACGGUGCUGCACCCGACCCCGCCGCGCUGGGCCGACCCCGACCUCGUCUUUUACGGCGGGAAUCCCAUGUGCGGGUACGGCAGCGGCGAGCCGUACCCGCAAGAGUCGUGGGGCUUUAACGACGCGUGCGCGAGCCAGUCGCGAUUCUCGACGACGCUCACAAGCUUUAGCGGCCUCUUUGCCUUCCUGAUGCUCGGCGGGUCCGUGCACCAGCCGUGCGCGCUGGUGCGCGACGUCGUGCGCUGCGAGAGGACGCUGGACGCGAUCGCUGCCAGCUAUGCGCGGCUGCCAGCGACCAACGAUACGUUUGUGCCGCUCGGUGCGACCGACGAGCUCUCGCGCGUCCACUUCCUCCAGCAUGUCGCGACGAAGAAUGCGUCGACGACCGUGUCGUUGGCACCGCAAGCGCUUCUUGCCGACGGAGCGUGGGCGUUCUUUGGCUGGGCAGCGCUCUACGACUGGGCGAUGACCUCGCGCUCGGUCAUGCGAUUCGAAGGGGACGUCGACCGCUUCGACCUCAUGUCCUUCUACUACCCGCCAGUGCAAAGUCAACGCGGCGCUUCGCUCUUUGUGAGCUGGGCGCAGUACUUACGCGUGUGCAUGCUUGUGUCGAGCGGCCUCCUCGGCGCCGUCGCGCUCCUCGUCGCCAUACUCCACGUGGUCUCGGGGCGCCCCGCGGGCAGUCACUGGUUUGUCUUCAACCGCAUCGCAUCCGCGGUCUGGCUCAAUCGAGGACUGCUGUUGCUACGGAGCUUUGUCGCGCUCCUUUGUCUCUCGACGGCGCCGAUCGUCCCGACAACGACGAGCGACCACUGGGUGCAAUUUACGACGGCGCGGCGCUCCGUGGUCGCCUCGUGUCUCCUCGCUGGCGAGACGACGUGGCUCACCUAUGUAUUGCAUGAGCUGUUGCAUCCGGUCACAGGCGACCUCACGCCGUACUAUGCACCGCCGAGCUCGGCCCUGGCCUUCGUCCUCAUCGCGGGCCUCGACGUGUUUGGCUCAAUCCCGACGGACGCGAGUAUUCAUCGAUCGUGCUACAGUGUUGAGAUGGACUAUAUGAUCUACUGCAGCUCGGGGCACGCAUCGAUUCGGUCGGUUGCGUGGUCGGCCGCCAUCGUAAGCAUCAACGUCGUGUCGGUCGGCGCGUGUCUACUGCUGGCGCGCGCCUAUAAGAAGCCCGGGCCACUCCUCGCGGUGACUCCCAACUUGCUCUUGCCACCGGCGGCCGUCGCCUUCCACCGAUAUCCUCGCAGCGCGACGACCGGCUUGUGGCUCAACGACGUGACGCUCGCGCUCUGCGGCAUUUUGCAUAUCUCCCGCCCCAAGCUGCUCUUUGACACGAAAUUAUGGCUGCCAUUGCGCGCGGCCGACGUGCGCCGCCACGUGGGUGGUGUCUACCUCCCGCACUGCAUUGCCCUCUCCACCAUGGCGGCCGCGUCGCCGCGCCGGGGCACGAUCACAUGGACUCGGCAUGUGCACCGCACGCUGCACAAGGUCACGCUCCUCGGCGGGCUCUCCUACUUGCUUGGCUCGCUCUAUAGCAACUACUUUUACUUGGGCGUCGCGCAAGAAUACUUGGCCAACGACUAUGGCUGGACGGGCUACAACGCGACGGGCGCGCGGCUCGCGCUCGAUGCGCCAGAGAAUGGCGAUUGGCACCAAGCGUACAACACGUCCGAAACGUCGGUCGUGUGGCCCGACGCAAUGGCGCGCCGACAGCUUUACCAGCCGCACCCUCACUUGAACGAGAUCAUUUCGGGACUGCGCGCGAUGCACCCGUGCGUGCUGCCGUGGAUGUUCACGCAGUACUGCUGGCUCGACUGGAACCCUCACGAUUCGAACGGCGCGAGGUAUCUGGAAAGUGCGCUGCGCAACAUUCUCGACUGGGACGCUUGGGACCGCUGCUGGGGCGAGUCGUUUGAGAUUGGGAUCGCCCGCGACGUGGCUAGCACGGUGCACGGCCAGAUGUGGUUGAAUGCAACCAUGCAAGCGCACACCCUCUCUAUUCCAGACGAAACCAGAUUCUGGCACUCCCACGGCCUGACCACGUUUGUGCUGCAGUGGCAAAACUACAAGUCCGUCGGUCUCCUCGAUUCGAUCCAGAUCCGCACCGCGCUGGGGCUCUCGUACCCUGUCCGCCUCAGCGCCAGCGCAGGUUUCAUGCAUUUGAGCCAAGAAACGUCGCGCAAGAUGUACUGGGCGUUCGCCAGCGACCUCUGGGCUGUCACCUGCAACACGUCGCGCAUUGUCGGCCAGAGCCUUCUCGCCUCAAGCCCCCGCUUCGCCUACCGCAAUGUAUCCAGCGAGCGUCUCCUCCUUUCCAACGGUUCGUUCAUCGCGUCGCCAGUCUCGGCCGGCUUGGCGUCGCUCCGAGCCGCGGUCGGGCCCUUCAACGCAGUGGAUAUGACGUUUGUUCCUCUUCCAAGCGCGCUUCUCAGCGUGUACACAGGCCUCGCCAACGCUCUCUCGACGCUCCUGCGCCAGAACGCGUCGGCGCAGGCCGACUUCUUUGAGCUACGGGUCGCCGCCAGCAUGGGUGCGCUGCCAUCGGCGUACGCAAAUCGAUGGACGAUCGGCAGCAACCUCCUCUGCGGGAACGACGUGCCGCCCAAUGCCGUCGCGUUUGGCUGGAACACGUACUUUGGCAUGGCGAGCAUGUGUCACUCGUACUACAACGAGUACAUCUUUCCGACGCGGCUGCAGCUGCUCCUCGCCGUGCUCACGAGUCGCCGCACCCACUACUCGGCGGUCUGCACGCUCGACAUUUACGCCAGCAGCACCUGCGCGGCCGACUAUAGUGCCUACGCUACGUUUGCAACCACGUACAAUGUAUCGAUCGACGCAUCAAGUCUCGCGGCGGCCAGGGCGGCAACGACCGCACCGUCGCUCGUGCUCUACCUCCUCAACAACGCCAGCGCUGCCGAGCUCACUGCCAUUCCGCUCCUUCAUGCGACCGACAACGAGUGGAGCUUCUUUGGGUGGUGCUAUCUCUACGAAUGGAUUGUCGGUCUACGGGAUGUGGUUGCGUUCGAGGGCGACCACGGCGUCGUCACUGCCAUCUCGAGCCGGUCACACCCGCUCGUCUUUGUGCCAGACGAAGCGGAGAUCCCGCACUCGCUCUCGUACCUCUUCCAGUGCGUCGUUCAGUACAUCACGACGGUUCUCUUGUGCGUCGCGGUGUGCGUCGCACUCGGCACACUAGCGCAGCGGGGCCACGUCGAGGGUCUCAACCUCUUUGAGCUCAACCGGAUCGUCGGCCAUGUCUGGAUCGGCCGGCUCUUCCUCAUCGUGCGCGCGAUCACGGCCAUGUGGCUCCUCAACACGAGCACGCUCCAGCUCACGCGCAUCGGCCAUGGCACGUGGUUCUCAGUGCCGAGCUUGCCGUGGUACAAGCGCGUUGUGGCGAGCGCCGAAAGCACGUGGCUGGUCUAUGUACUGAACGAUCUCUGGAGCUGCGUCACGGGUCCGUACACGUCGUACUAUGCGAUGAAGAGCUCGUUUCUUGCGUGGGGGUCGGUGGCUGCCUGGACCGCCGCGUCGCCGCAAGCGUAUGUUGCUGUGCUCGAUCGACACUGCGACUUUGUCGACAUGGACACGGCGCUACGCUGCGAAAGCGGCUACGUCGAGAUCGGCAACGCGUCGCGCGUCGGUCUCACCGCGCUCAUUUGCGUUCUCAGCGUCGUCGGCUGCUACAUGGCCGAGCGAUGGUACCGACCGGGCCUCGUCGACUUGGCGAUCCCGACGCAGCUCCUCAACGCCCAGAGCUUUUACAUGCUGGAUAUGACCGACUGGGUCUUCCACGGCGAGUUCUUUCUCGACAAGACGUCGGCGUUCAUGGCCGGCGUCGUCGCGAUCGAGUGGCGACAACGCUUGCAUGUGCUCGACAUCAAGUCGUGGCGCAGCUUCUCGAUUGAUGGCGUCGAGCUCGACCGACGACUCACGUCCAACGGAUCCCAUGAACGCUUGAGCUGGGCGAUUCCGCUCAGUCGUAUUUAG